Messenger RNA from Limulus polyphemus (Atlantic horseshoe crab), 3259 nucleotides. It is a transcript of the gene Tti1, whose product is annotated as TELO2-interacting protein 1 homolog. The coding region runs from base 136 to 3183 and encodes 1015 amino acids. Gene Ontology annotation, biological process: chromatin remodeling. The record is from RefSeq and is a predicted model, not a curated record. Lineage: Eukaryota; Metazoa; Arthropoda; Merostomata; Xiphosura; Limulidae. Gene Ontology annotation, cellular component: cytoplasm. The transcript is spliced from 23 exons.
GCGAUACAAGUAUCAGGACUGGAUUCAGUUUAGUCUUGUAGUUUGUUAGAAAUCUGAUAGUUUUGUUAUUUUCUGAGCUAUAAGUAUAAAUCUGUUUGUUAGAUUCAUUGUAACUAAUUUUUAUAAAGUUUUAAGAUGCUUGAUGUGCAAGAUACAUUUAAUUUAAUGCGACCAUUGUGUGUGCAGUUAACGAAAGAGUUUACAAAAGAUAAUAUGGUGAAGGUCACGGAGACCUUUCAUUCUCUUCCUGAGAUGUGUUGCAGAGAGCUAACUGAAUACGUUCUUUUCCCGUUUCGUUUACAUUUACGUUGUUUGGAAAGAACUGAUGGCCUGGUUGCACAACUGUUCGAAAGUUUAUCAAUAAUUCUGAAGAAAACUGCAGUUGAUUCAUACAGUUUGUUCAAUGAUAUCUUUAUGCAAGUCUUUGUAAAAAUUAGCUCUCCAAAAGAAGAUAAUAAAGUUUUAGAAGUCAGUGAAGAAGUGAAGGUCUCUGCUGUAAAAUGUGUACAUUCCUUGGUAUCAAGCUGUUCUCCAAGUGUACUGCAGCAGAUGUAUAGUCAUUCUUUCCGAGUGUUUUUAGGUCAUGCUGUCUACGUCUUACUACAACUAGCUCAGGAGGAGAAAUUCCGUCAUCUUCAGGUUAUUGCUAUAGAAACAAUAAGUAUCUUGGCCUCCUGUCAUGUUGACAAAAAAAAAGUGGCAGAGGUGACAGAGAAAGCAGGAGCCACAUUUGCUGCCUUCUUACCUGGGAUUUGUUUGUCUCUGAGUCGUAUCCUCACUGGUGACCAAAAGCAAGGUCAUACCGUUUUUGUGUGUGCACUUCGAACUUGGACAGAUAUUGUAGUAUUGGUUAUGGGAGAUCAUAACCAAACAGCAGAUGUUGAAGGUGCAUCCAUUGAACAAAUAGAUAAAAGCUACAAUAUACCCGUUGUAUGUCGAACACAAGAGUGGUUUAAAGACACAAGUCAAAAGUUGGUAAUUCUGGUUAGAAGGGUCAGUCAACUUGUUUCUCAUGAACACUGGAAAGUUCGAUUUGCUGUUGUGGACUGGGCAGCCAAAUUGCUUAUGGAAUGUAAGGAAUCUUUGAAAGAAUGCCUGUCCCCUCUUGUGGAAGUGUUGCUUAUGCUAGCCAAUGAUGAUUUUGAGGAAGUUUCCAACAGAAGUAUUCAAGUAUUGAAGAACUUUCAGGCUUGUUACCUUACACCUGGUGAUCAAUCUAUGUUGGACCUUUUAGAGGAAGAUUUUCACCUCUUAACCACAAAACUACCUCGAAUACUUCGAACUUCUGAUGAUGCAGGAAAACUUCAGACCCUGAAACUGCUCUGUGGAUAUCUGUUAUUGUUUGGUCCGUCUGUGUGCCACCUACUGCAGUCCUUACCCCACUUAGAAAGACUAAUGAUUUCUCUGCUUCAGUUGGCUGAGCUAGAUUGUUCUGAUGUGAGAAUGCUUGAAGAAACAGCACUUCCUAUUGAGUCAAAUAGAAUAGAAACAGCUUUAUCAAGGUGGCCUAAAAAGCAUUUUAAACACUUUGUUGACACUCAAAUAGAAGAUUGUUUAGUGCAAAUUUGCCGUUUAUUAGGCUAUUAUGGAGAUCCAUCAUUACUGAUAGACUACCUCUUGGACAAGCUACACGAGUCCUCUGUGUAUUGUAAACAAGCCAUAUUGAUACUAAAUCAAAUCAUUCUUGGUUGGAAAGGCAUUGAAGUUUUCAAAAAGGAUAUUUUCUGUGAAAGAAGUGCAGACCAAAAGGAAGCAGACAUGGGAGAUUUGGUUAGGUGUAUUGUAGAAGAAUAUAUCUCUGAGACAAUUUGGGAGGUUCCCUUGUCCAAUUCACAAGAAACGGCUGUGUCUCUGAUCUUGCAUCAUCCAUCUGAACGUGCGGCUCUAACUGUAGAAAGGUUAAACAGUAACAUCUUACAGUGUUGUCUGUUGCUGGAGGGUGUGACUGCUUGUUCUGAGGUGUUAGGACAGAAUUUUCGACCUUUUCUCAUAACUGUCUUGUGUCCUGUCAUAGAGAAAGCAGGCAGUAAUUGUGGACUUGUGUCACACACUGCUCAUGUGGCAUUGAAGUUCAUGUCUCUCCACUGUCAGUACAAUUCUGUUGCUGAUAUCAUUUCACAAAAUGCAGAUUAUUUGGUCAAUAUAUUAUCCUUGAAGCUUCGACACUUCACAGAGAAUCCUGGGAUACCUGUAGUACUGAAGGUUGUUCUGCAGCAGUGUGACAGUAGUAUCUUGCUUCUAGUCCAGGACACAGUGUUAGAGGAUAUUUCUAGUCGAAGCCAAGUGCUGCCACCUUCCCAGAGAUUAAAGAAAUUUCUACUUGAUUAUCUUCAUAACAAGCGGCUUGCAGAAACUUUCAGUGAUGAAGAUGAUGAAAAAGAAGAGUCUUUGGUAACUGAUGAAAAUAUUAAAAAUCCAGUUGUUAGGAAUACUGAGAAAGAUGGAUAUUUCAAUGAUGAUGAUGAAAACAAACCAGAAAAGCCUCUUCAUGUUAGGAUGGUUUUAGAUAUCUUAGAACGGUGUGUUCAUCUCCAAUCAUCAAACAAUAUUUGGGUUCGCCUCCUCGUGUUGGACACGAUUUCUGUUGGGGUCAUUGUCUUGAAGCAUCACCAGGAUGAUUUAUUGCCGAUGGUUCACCAGUUGUGGAAACCUUUUGUUCAGCAAUUUUCUAAUGAAGUAACUGUGAUGAUAAAAGCUUUUGAAACUUUAUCAGCCAUGGCUAGUGUAUGUGGGGACUUCAUUCGACAACGAACCCUGCAGGAUGUGUGGCCAAAGCUUAUGAGGUUUCUUGAAAAUCAAGCCAAAACCAGCUAUGGUAAAAACAGUGGUUCCUAUCAUUUCACAGGAAACUAUAAGUUUCAGCUGAAACUUCUUAGUGGAAUAGGGUUGCUAGCUCAGAAGUUUGGCUUUCAAGAAAAUGAAGUUGGGCUGUUGACAGGUGUACUUCAUCCAUAUCUAAGUUUUUCACAACCUCUUGCCCUACAGCAGGCUGCUCUGGGUGCCUUUGACAAUUUAAUCCAAGUGGACCCAGAUGUUGUUUGGUUGUACCUCAUCAGCGUAUCCAAUUCUGUAAACUUGCAACCACCUCAUCCUUCUCUUUGUCCACUACAACUUAGGAGUACAGCUGAAGAAGCUGAACAUACCAAUAAUGUACAGUAUCUCUUGCAAAAAUUAUGUUGUUGAUUUCUCAGAGUGAGACGUGUAAUUAAAAAAAAUCAUGUAAAAACUUAUGAAUAAAUUUGUACAGUUUAAGAUAUAA